This is a messenger RNA of Alternaria hordeiaustralica, 1638 nucleotides long. RefSeq lists its product as uncharacterized. Gene Ontology annotation, molecular function: UDP-glycosyltransferase activity; hexosyltransferase activity. Bases 1 to 1638 code for a protein of 545 amino acids. The record is from RefSeq and is a predicted model, not a curated record. Gene Ontology annotation, biological process: carbohydrate metabolic process. The transcript has 3 exons. NCBI's taxonomy places the organism in Eukaryota, Fungi, Ascomycota, Dothideomycetes, Pleosporales, Pleosporaceae.
AUGACCUCGCAAGAAUUGUGCACUCUGCUUUUCCUCCUUGACACCAUGACCACGCAGCCUCGCCUAGAAGAUGACCCUUAUAUACCGGAAGCCAAUGCACAGCACGCAAUGCUCCAACAAGCACAAGCUGCUGCUUCUGCCGUCCAGACUGAAACCGCAGGAUCAACGAGACAUGACGCUCCCUUGCGAACGACCGACCUCGUCACUCCAGAUGCGACCGACGAAGAAGUUCCGCCUCCCCCAUAUGGCGACAUCUAUGGCGAGAUUCGGGACGAAAAAGAUGGCCUAGGCACCAGCGCAAGCGUCACCGAAGACGGCCGUGUCAACAUCCGCAUCAACCAGCUCAACCGACGUUUAUCCCAAGUCUUUACGCCAGCUUUGCGUGAGCACGUUCAAAGCGUCCAAGAUAUCAGCCCGCCUCCCCCUGCAUGCAUUCCACCUUCAUUGGGAGGUAAAGAGGGAGUUCCACCCCCAGCCCUAAAUGUGGUUAUCCAGGUUGUUGGCUCGCGCGGAGACGUACAACCUUUUGUUGCUCUCGGGAAAGUUUUGAAGGAGACCUAUGGCCAUCGAGUUCGUCUGGCAACUCAUCCUACUUUCAAGAAGUUUGUAGAAGAGAACGGCUUGGAGUUUUUCAGCAUCGGUGGCGACCCCUCCCAGCUGAUGGCUUUCAUGGUCAAGAAUCCUGGAUUGAUGCCAGGGUUCCGUAGUCUGGCCAGCGGGGAUGUCGGUCGCCGGAGAAGAGAUGUCGCGGAAUACAUUCAAGGCUGCUGGCGAUCGUGCUACGAAACAGGUGAUGGCAUGCCCGACGACCACAGUUCAGAUCGCUUCGCAAACGACCCCGGUUCUUUCCCCUUCGUCGCGGAUUGUAUCAUUGCCAAUCCCCCAAGCUUUGCACACAUUCAUUGCGCAGAGAAGUUAGGAAUACCCCUUCAUAUCAUGUUCACCAUGCCAUACUCUCCCACCCAGGCCUUCCCUCAUCCUUUGGCGAACAUCCAGUCCUCGAACGCCGAUACUCAACUCACAAACUACAUCAGUUACGCUAUGAUCGAAGCCCUCUCAUGGCAAGGCUUGGGCGACAUCAUCAACCGGUUUCGCGCUAAGUGCCUCGGCUUAGAGCCCGUGAGUAUGAUCUGGGCCCCAGGAAUGCUCCAGCGCCUCAAAGUGCCUCACACAUACUGCUGGUCUCCUGCUCUUAUUCCGAAACCGAAGGACUGGGGCUCUCAUAUAACCAUCUCUGGUUUCUACUUCUUGAAUCUGGCCUCUAAUUACACACCUACGCCUGAGCUGCAGAAAUUCCUUGACGAUGGACCACCGCCGGUGUACAUUGGAUUCGGAAGUAUUGUUCUGGACGAUCCGAAUGCCAUGACGGAACUCAUUUUCGAGGCCACAAAAAAGAUUGCAGGCGGAAGACGUGUACUGCUUUCCAAGGGCUGGGGAGGUAUGGGUGCGGACGAACUUCGUGUUCCCGAGAACGUCUUUAUGUUAGGCAAUGUGCCGCAUGACUGGCUUUUCAAGCACGUCGAAUGCGUCGUUCAUCAUGGCGGUGCAGGUACUACUGCCGCAGGUAUCGCAGCAGGUGAGCUAUGUGCCUACUUAGUAAUCAAACAACCAAAAGCUGACCUUUUGACUUUACUUUAG